Molecule: messenger RNA, 2727 nt
Organism: Pseudozyma flocculosa PF-1
Lineage: Eukaryota; Fungi; Basidiomycota; Ustilaginomycetes; Ustilaginales; Ustilaginaceae
Exons: 2
Coding region: 1-2727 (908 amino acids)
Biological process (GO): transmembrane transport
Cellular component (GO): brush border membrane
Molecular function (GO): transmembrane transporter activity
Source: RefSeq, a predicted model, not a curated record
AUGAGCGGCGAUCCCCUCCGUUCACCACCACCACCACAGCCCGACGACGACGGCGGCGUCCGACGCCCACAGAGCCCGAGGGCCAUCCAGUUUGUCGACAACCUCGUCGAUACCGCCACACCGCGCCAGCAGCAACAACACCAGCAGCAGCACCUGCAGGAUCCCCUCAGCCCGACUCGAGCGACACCCUCCUCCAACGCUGCCGCGACAACAGCCGACGACAUGCCUCUGCACACCGGAUACGGCGCCACGGGCACCAAUGCCCAGGCCCUGCGCGACCCGCACCAGGACCCGGAAGACACGCCCACGCGCUCGUCGACGAUCAGAGCCGCCGGGCCCGGCCGCAUCCAGCUGCCGCCUUCGCCAUACACGCCGGUCGGCGGUGACAGUGGACCCGCGUCCGGCGACGAGGAUGGCGCUCGCAGCCAGAGGCGUAGGCACGGCGACGGCGGCGCGGACGCCGACAACAGGGACGGCGAAGACGACGCGACUGCGCCGUUGCCGUCGCUGCGUCCCUUUCGCCCCCGCGCUGCCAGCAGCAGCCCGAGCGUGUCCACGACCAACAACAGCCUCCGACCCCCCGGCCAGCGCAGGAUGUCGUUCAAGCGGCGCAUGCCCGCCAACCCCAAUCCGCGUGCCAACUUCCUCCAGCGCGCAUCGAUGGGCGUCUUCCCGUCUCGAAAGGCGUCCGACGCCGGCAGCGAGGGCCAGCCCAACUGGCGCAGGAUGCGCAGGGUGCACACGGCCAGCGUCCACCCGGCCGGCCAGGCCAGCGGCGACGGCGACGACCCAGACGGCGGAGACAGCGUGUGGGGCGACGUGCUCCCCUCCAUCCCGCGCCUCCUGCCCUCGAGCAAGCCCGACCCGUACUCGACGCCCAUCCCCACGCUGCCCUUUGUCGUCCUCUGCCUCGUCGUCUUUGGCGAGUUCAGCUCGGCGGGAGUCGCCGGCCCCUUUCUGUUUUUCAUGAUCGAAGACUUUGGCGUGGGCGGCGAGAGCGACGUCGGCUUCUGGGCCGGCAUCGUCUCGGCGGCCUUCUUCUUUGCCCAAUUCCUCACCUCGCUGAUGUGGGCCUCGGUGGCCGAGAAGCGCGGUCGCCGCUUCGUCCUGAUGGUCUCGCUCGUCGGCAACGCGUCCUCGCUCGUCCUGUUUGGCGCGUCCAAGACGCUGCCGGCGGCCAUCGCCGUGCGCAUGGCCCAGGGCUUUUUCAACGGCGCCGUCGGCGUCGCCAAGGGCGCCAUCCGCGACAUCACCGACGAGACCAACGAGGGCCGCGCCUACGCCCAGAUGGGCUUCUACUGGGGCAUGGGCGGCAUCGUCGGACCCAUCCUCGGCGGCCUGCUCGAGCACCCGGUGAAAAAGUAUCCUGGCCUCUUUGGCGGCAACGCCCUUUUUGCCGAGUACCCCUACCUGCUGCCCUGCAUGGCCGCCGCCUUCUUCACCGCCCUCGGCGCCUUUUUCUCGCUCUUUAUCGGCUACGACGGCGGCCCGCGGACGGGCAAGAUCCAGCUGCCGGAAAAGGCCGACGUCGGCCGCGCCACGAGCCAGAUGGCCAGCAACGUGGGCAGCAUCGGCAGGAGCGCCUCGAAGCGCAUCAGCGGCUACUUUGGCGGCAAGACCGACGACGAGUCGCUCCUCAGCCUCUCGAGGACCAACACGCAGACCGACGGGCCCUCGACGCCGCGCGGCCUCGGGGGCAAGGCGCUCCCGCGCACCUUUACCCAGCAGGUCGACGAAGAGACCGGCGGCCCGCCCUCGCCCGUCGAGAGCGAGGCCCACACGGUCGUGACGCGCACCAACUACAACGACUCUGGCUUCGACCGCAUCGAGUCGCAGUACCGGCCGCGCCUGUUUUCGCGCACCGAGGAGCGCCAGCGCAACGUCCUCGGCGGCGGCUCCGCCUACGGCUACGAGGCUCGCCGGCCGUCGAGGAGCAGCGCCGCCGCCUCGCAGCUACCAGUUCCGCACCGCCAGAGCACCUCGAACGCGCGCCAGGACUCGUUCGCCACGUCGCACGACCGCUUUCCCCGGCCCAGCUUCUCGUCGCAGACCGAGUACGCACCGGAUUUCGAGGACAUCGGAGCCCGGCCUCAUCUCAACUUUGCGCAGCGCUUCCUUUUGGCCCAGGACGACUCGGUGUUUACCAUCUCGGACCUGUGGGUGGCGGCUGCCAUCAACGGCGAGGACGCCUACGAGGACGUGUUUGAGGACGACGAGGAAGACGAGGACGAGGACAUGCUCGACGACGACGACGACGUCUUUGAAGAGGAGACGAGCAGCAUCGCUGGCGCCUCGGUCGACCGCUCGAUUGACGAAGAGGACGAGGACGAACCCACCGAGGGCUCGCCGCUGCUGGCGCCCAGGCACCUGCCGCCGCUCAACUUUGCGCAGCGCAAGCUGUCGCGCGCCGGCGCCCUGUCCGACGCCGGCCGCAGCGCAUCGUCGUCGACGCGCCCGCGCUCCUACCGCCGGCCGAGCGGCGGGCGUGUGCCCAGCCUGUACGCCAACACGGGCAUCGAGAGCCCGCUGCUGUCGCCGGGGGCCAACCUGAAUCCGUUUUCGCCGUCGGCCUCGCUGGUGGCGAGCCCCUUUGGGCCCGCAUCCACGACGCCGGCGCCCGGCGCACGGGCCGAGGGAGCGUGGGACCCGACGCUGGCGGGCAUCCCGGAGACGCAGUCGAACCGCAACAGCCUGAGCGCCGGCACGGCCAUGCUCCGACAGGGCUGA